Mytilus californianus (California mussel) is the source of this 760-nucleotide messenger RNA. Its product is annotated as conoCAP-like. The transcript is spliced from 2 exons. The record is from RefSeq and is a predicted model, not a curated record. Lineage: Eukaryota; Metazoa; Mollusca; Bivalvia; Mytilida; Mytilidae. The coding region runs from base 241 to 753 and encodes 170 amino acids.
AAAUGGUGAUAAUCAUGUUUCAAGUCAUUCGAACAGCCGCCUGCACUACGAGGGAAUUCUCAUCAUAAAUUUUAAAUAAGUUUAUAUUUCAGUUCUAUAUAGUUUGCUCAUUUAGCUUUCAUUUCAUUUUCAAGACCAAUAAAGUGAGACGGCAUCCUAAUCUACCACCGCCAGGCACUUUGUUACACACCAUAGAACCGACGAGAUUUGACGAGAAAACACAGACGAACUACAAACACAAUGGAGAAAUUAGUUUUUGGGAGUAUUUAUUUGCUAUCAAUGAUUUUGGUAUGCUUGGCAGACGAUGUAACAGACGAAGAAUUGUUAAAAACGUUACUAACAGACCCACCAAGAAGCAAGCUUCGAGACAUUGUUGAUGAACUUUUAUUAGAACAAGAAACACCUUCCCUUGACGCUCUCUUAGCAGUUGAUGACCGACAACUCUCGUCAGGAAAAAGAAUAUUUUGUAACGGAGCCGUCGGUUGUUUAAAUAGAUUCCGACGCAGGAAACCUCAGGAUUCGGUAGAACAGAUGUCAUUGAUUAAAAAGCGUCCAUUCUGCAAUGGUUUCUUUGGAUGUGGGAAUGGGAAACGAUCAUAUGAUGUACCUGUGAUAAGAGACGAACAAAGACAACCACAACAGAAAAGGCUUUUUUGUAACAUGGGUGGUUGUGGAAAUGGAUAUGGAAAGAGAACUCUAUAUUCUGCAUUACUUGACCGACUUCAACCGGUAGCAGACGACAAAAGCCUUUAAAAAUAGG